Molecule: messenger RNA, 1341 nt
Organism: Pisolithus orientalis
Lineage: Eukaryota; Fungi; Basidiomycota; Agaricomycetes; Boletales; Pisolithaceae
Product: xylitol dehydrogenase
Exons: 11
Coding region: 123-1256 (377 amino acids)
Biological process (GO): D-sorbitol catabolic process
Molecular function (GO): zinc ion binding; L-iditol 2-dehydrogenase (NAD+) activity
Source: RefSeq, a predicted model, not a curated record
GUUGGUCGGAAUCAGCGGCAUGCCCGGACCGUGCAGUGCAGUCCAUUGAGUUAUUAUCUCUGUCGCCGCUCUCUCAGCCCUGUCUGCACGCUUGGAUCACUUGCUGGAUCCAUCUCAACAUCAUGUCCGACAACUUAUCGUUCGUCUUGAAGAAGGUUGACACUGUGGCAUUUGAACAGAGACCGAUCCCAGAUAUCGGUUCCCAUGACGUCCUUGUCGAGGUGAAAAAAACCGGGAUUUGCGGAUCGGAUGUUCACUAUCUCGUGCACGGUAGAAUUGGCAAGUAUGUCCUAGAAAGCGGCAAAGACAUGGUCCUAGGACAUGAGUCCUCCGGCAUUAUCGCCAAAGUUGGUCUGCUGGUCUCCCAUUUGAAGCCCGGAGAUAGGGUGGCUAUCGAGCCUGGAGCUACUUGCAGGACUUGUGGCGCCUGCAAGGAGGGACGAUACGAGCUUUGCCCCAAUAUCAGAUUUGCUGCUACUCCGCCUUUUGAUGGGACACUUGGGAGAUAUUAUGCUGUGCCCAGCGACCUCGUCUACCCUUUACCAUCUGAACUCAGUCUUGAGGACGGCGCCAUGAUCGAACCUUUGUCUGUAGCUGUCCACGCUGUUGUCAGGCUCGGAAAUUUCAGGACCAAUCAGUCUAUUGCUGUCUUUGGGUGCGGUCCAGUUGGACUCCUAUGCAUGGCUGUUGCCAAAGCUUUCGGAGCGUCUCGCAUCAUCGCUAUCGAUAUUAUCCCACAUCGACUCGAGUUUGCAAAAUCCUAUGCCGCCACAGACGCAUUUCUGCCUCCACCGCUAGAGCAAGGUGAAACAAAUGUCAAAUUUUCCGAGCGAGCUGCUGCUGCGAUGAAGGCUGAGCUCGAUAUCGCUGAACAAGGUGCUCAAGGCAUUGAUCUCGUGGUUGAUGCCUCUGGGGCCGAAGUUUCCAUUCAGACGGGUAUCAGAAUAGUCAAGUCAGGAGGCACUUAUAUACAGGUCGGAAUGGGCCGACCAGAGGUCACUAUAAACGUUGAUAUAGUGUUGUCUAAGCAGUUGAUUAUGAAGGGUUCCUUCAGAUAUGGUGCCGGUGAUUAUCCUCUCGCGAUCUCUCUGGUAGCACAGGGAAAGGUGGACCUGAGGCCUUUGGUUUCGCACAGGUUUCCGUUCCAAGAUGCUCUCCUUGCCUUUGAGACGACUCGCCAUGGAGAAGGUAGCGAUGGGAAAGGCGUAAUCAAAACCAUAAUAUCUGGCCCCGAUGUGAAGGUUGAUGAACUGUGAGGGCAGAGAUAUAGAUUCUGGAGGGCUUCCAAGAGGGAGCGGAGAGUUACUAACAGUUGAAUUACUUUGGCCAUCCUUGGGGAUG